Molecule: messenger RNA, 777 nt
Organism: Salvia hispanica
Lineage: Eukaryota; Viridiplantae; Streptophyta; Magnoliopsida; Lamiales; Lamiaceae
Product: ergosterol biosynthetic protein 28-like
Cellular component (GO): membrane; endoplasmic reticulum
Molecular function (GO): protein-macromolecule adaptor activity
Source: RefSeq, a predicted model, not a curated record
CCUAAAUAUAACGCAAUUUGGGAAGAAACAUUGAAAACGACGGCGUUGGAUUCACUCCAGCGAGAGAGAGAUGAAGUUGCUGGGGUGGUGGCUGAUGCUCGUAGGCACUCUCCGAUUAGCUUCGGUGUGGUUCGGAUUCUUCGAUAUAUGGGCUCUUCGCCUCGCCGUUUACUCCAAAGCCACCAUGACUGAAGUUCAUGGCCGCACUUUUGGUGUUUGGACAUUGUUGACUUGCACUCUUUGCUAUCUAUGCGCGUUCAACCUUGAUAACAAGCCUCUAUAUUUGGCCACGUUUCUAUCCUUCAUCUAUGCGUUUGGCCAUUUCCUGUCGGAGUAUCUGAUUUACCACACAAUGGCUAUUGGAAAUCUGACAACUGUUGGCAUUUUUGCUGGAACAUCGAUCAUUUUGAUGUUGUUGCAGUGGAAUUCACACCAACCAGUCAAGGCUAAGCCUCAAUGAGAUAGAGAGCAUUGAUUCUUUGGAUGCUUUGUGUUGGCAGAUUAAAGGUAAUCUAAUUGUUCUUUCACUACCAUUACAUACCAUCUGUAGUGAUAAUUAAGUAUCAGCCUAUCUGUAACAAUUUUUGUGCUGUGGUAAUCAGCUACUGAUCUAGUCCAUUUUUUCAUGUACUAUUUGCAAAGGAUUUAUGAAAAAACUCAAUUUCAAAAUUCCAGGGUAAAAUGAUCUCAAAUUAAUGUGAUGUACUACUAUAAUGAAUUUGUAGUGUAGACAGAUUGUUUGAAAUUUGAAUAGUAGUGGAAUUUGAUUUGAUUUGA